CGUUAGCAUAUUGACAGAACGAGCACUUGGUUUUACAGACUCAUCUGUUGUAUUCAUCUGUUGAUUGCUUAUAGUAUUAUCGUCGUAUCUAUCAAUAGAAAUGGCAGAAGACGGUGGUUUUGAUGGCGCAGCCUUCACUGUAGAUGGUGAUAAGGAUGAUUUGAUUGGAGAACCACAACGUGCUAUUGGAAAAGGAGGGCAUUUGUUACAAACCAGUAACAGUUUCACAAGUGAAGGCAGUCACAAAAAUGAGGCAUCACCUCUACACAAAACCAAGCAGAUGCUACAAUCUGGGAAGGAAAUAUCUCAGUCGCGAGGCCUGAAGAUAAUUGUUGUGUCUGCAGUCCUUUUUGCCAUCAUUAUAACAAUUGCUCUGAUUUUGUCUCUUGUGUUUGGGGAGCCACAGGUGGGUGGUAAUGCUGGUGUGGCGGCUGAUGUACCCCUGUGCUCAGAUAUGGGACGUGACAUCCUCCGGGAUGGAGGAAAUGCUGUGGAUGCCAUGGUAACGACGAUGCUGUGUGUGGGAGUCGUGGAUGCCCAGAGUUCAGGAUUAGGAGGAGGUGGUUUCAUGCUUAUCCAUGACCAUAAGUCCCAUGAGUCAUCAGUGAUUGAUUUUCGAGAGAUGGCACCAGCAACUGCUAGUACAGGCAUGUAUCCGGGUAACCAGGAAUCGUUAGUGGGUGGGCUGGCCGUGGGAGUUCCUGGGGAACUUAAGGGCAUGCAAACAGCUCACAACAAGCACGGCAAAUUAGCAUGGAAGAGUGUGGUGAAGCCCGCUGCUGACCUUGCGAGGAAUGGAUUUCAAGUGACACAGAGCAUGGCGAAAGUAUUUGCUCAAGGAAAAGUGAAGAAGUCAGAAUUUAAAGGAUUACUUGGGGAGAUUUAUUUGGAUGACAAUGGGGACUUUGUUCAAACAGGAACACAUAUUUCACGUCCACAGUUAGCCAAUACACUGGAUAUCAUCGCAGAGCAUGGUGCAAGCGCUUUCUAUGACGGACAGCUCUCUCAGUCCAUCAUAGAUGCGGUGACCAAUGCUACUCCUCCUGGAAUCAUGACGAGAAAAGACCUCAAAAACUAUGACGUAGUCAUCAGGGAGGCUGUAGAAACAACAUACAAUGGCCACAAAAUACUGUCAGUUCCUGCCCCAGCCUCAGGAUCGGUUCUGCUCUUCAUCAUGAAUGUGUUGGAAGGAUUUAAGUUUACCAAGGCAGACAAAACAGCAGUAGAGACCUUCCAUAGAAUCAUUGAGACAUUAAAGUUUGCAUUUGAAAAACAACAACAGCUAGGCGACCCAGAUAAAGACACCACAGGACAAGUGAAGAAUACCACAGAUUUCUUGAACAGCAAAGCUGAAGCCAGUUAUAUACGCAGUCUAAUUACCAAUGUAACAAUGGACGAAACUGGAAAGUUUAAUAAACUGGACCAAGGAACGUCUCAUAUCUCCAUCAUUGAUGCACAGGAACUCAUGGUCUCCGUGACAACUACAGUGAAUAUGUGGUUCGGGUCCCGAAUAAUGACUUCAACUGGCAUCAUUCUGAAUGACCAGAUGGCAGACUUCUUCAUCCCAACACCAGGCUCCACGCAGACGCAGAACCAGCUGAAUGCUAUAGGGCCUGGUAAGCGGCCUCUGUCCAACAUGGCACCAGCUAUACUUGUCAAUGAAGACAAACCAUGUGCACUUCGUAUGGUGGUAGGGGCUGCCAAUGGAUCCCGGAUCAUUUCAGGUGUUGUGGAAACCCUCUUGAAUGUCGUAUCGUUUGGAGAGAGAAAUCUAACCCAGGCAGUUCUCGCCCCAAGGAUUCACUACGAUGCUGUAGCACGCGACACAGAGUAUGAACCUGGUUUUCCAGACAGUAUAGUAACAGGGCUGUCACAGCUUGGACACAAGAUGGUGCAGACUGUGGAAGGAAUCAACAUUGUACAAGCCGUGUCAAAGGUCAACAACACCCUACAGGCCAUGUCUGACCCGAGGAAGUGGGGUCGUGCCGCAACACUAGAAUAAUAUAUGAUAUCUAUACACAGGACAGUGCCACUAGACAGGCCAAGGAUUUGUGGUCCUGAGUGACGCUAGAGUAUCAACCCAAAGAUCAGCACACACUACACGUCGUUCGAUCCGAGGUUUGGGGUCAUGCGGUCACAUUGGUGUAGUCUACAUGUAAAUGGUUUUAUCUGCUUAUUUGUUUAGUGCAAUAUUACACACAUGUAUAAAACUCAAUCUAAUUAUUUUAUUGUUACUAUUGUCACAUAAAUACACAUUAACACUUUUUUAAGAUGAACAGGGCCUGACUUGAUACAAUUUUUGCUUAUUACGAAGUAAAUUAAAAUCCCCAUGUUGAUGAAUCUUUAAAUAUUUUAAAACAAAUUUCUAAAUAAAUGUAACAAAUUAAACUAUCCUCUGAUCCCGUGUCGGAUAUGAAAAUUACAGAAUCUAAAAUACUUAAGUCUCUUCCAAAUAUUAUUUUAAUUACAUACUGAAGCUAUUUAUGCAUAUUUAUUGUAUAAAAGUCAAGGUCUUUUAAAUGAAUAUUGCAUUUCGGAGGCAAUUUCCUAUUUAGUGUAAUAUUGUGUUGAUUUUUCCAAUUACCUUCUAUAUGUAAUUCUGCAGAUCUGAAUUGCUGUUCACACAGCUGGUAAAAUCAGUAAACGUUUUCAAUUACCUCCUACAAUAUUGGAGACAAUCAUGAACAUUACUUAAGAGUGUGUCAAUAUGCAUUAACUCAACAUAAAUUUUCAUAUUUUUGUAAAAUAUACUGAUUACAAAAUUACAGAAAAUUUCCAGUGUGAAAAAUCCACAUUACUUACCAAACGUUGAAUAUUUUAGUGUCACAAGUUGAACUCAGAGUUUAUCACAGAAGUUUAUCAUAAUUCUUAACUUCUCCCAUGUUUGAUAAGAAAUCAAUCACAUGAUUUAUCAAUUCAUUGACAGACGUUUGGUGUCAUUGUAUGAGAAGGUUGACAUAUUGUUUUGUUUUUAUAUUUUUUUUUUAUCAUGGAAGGUAACGGGGACAAAAUUUACCAUAUAUUCAGACUAUAAAAUUGUAUACAGAUGAUGGGAUCAAAUUUUCAAAAAUCUGAACAUGUGAGAUUUUAAUCAUUGUGGAAUUACUUAUAUUUACAGAGUUGUAACUUGGUUUCAAUUGGAAAUUUCCUCUCAGACUGGUUUUGUACUAUGAUGCUAAUGACACUUUUUAAUAUAUCAUAAUUACCUCUAACAUUUAACUUAAUGCAAUCCCUUAACUUAAAAUUUUCAGUUACGAAAGAAUUACAGAAUUCAAGAAAAAAAUCUUAAUAAGAAACCAUCCUUAAAUUCUGUGAUGCUUUCCUAUCGAAAAUAAGAAGUUCAGGAAUUUCCUUAAGUUAAGAAAUAUUGAUGAGACUGGCCCCGUGAGAUGUCAUUUGUGGGCUUUCAGCCAGAGCAGGUUAUCGGGGGAUCUUUUACGUAACUGAGGGAAAAUGCAGGUUAUAGUUGUUGCCAGAUUUUCAUGCAAAUGCCAGAAACAGAUGGAAAAAAAACUGAAAGAAAAAUACAGUCUAGUGUUCAAUGCUCAAGGCGAUAAAAUUUGAUCGAAAAUGCAACGUCUGAUUAAUUCCCAUAUACCGGUAUAUAAACUAGUAUUAGUGUAUUUAACCAGAUCAUUACCUGGUGCAGCUUAUGUGAAAUCAAUUUUACGAAAUGCUGAAAAUGACACAAGCAUUUGCAUCAGGUUGGUAUUAAUAGGAAAAAAAAUAUUAGCCUACUGCAACUAAAUCAACGUUGAUAUUACAGUAGGAGUAGGGGCUAAUCUUCUCUUAUUUUUUCAAUAAAUACUUACUAGAUGGAGAUGCCUGUGAAGCUGCUUAAAGUCAUUUUACAAUACUCAUGUGGGUAACACGAAAUCAAACUUGGUUUUAUUAUGGCCAAUUUUUCUAAAAAAAAAAAAAAAAAAAAAAUAUUUUUCCCCAGACCCAAUCAUUAUCAAUUUUCAUAUAAACUGUUUCAGAAUGUGGAAAACAAUGAUAUAUCAUAGGUCUUUGUGUUUCACAUUAAUGAAUAUGUGCUCUAAUUUAUUGGUCCGAUUUAAGGGUUAUUACAGUAGAAAGGUAUGUUGGUGAUGCUUUUUUCCACACAUUCUUCUAUAAUGAGAGAGAUUUUUUUUUAUUCGAUCAGGAAAAAUAUGAGAUAGGGUUUUAUUUUUUACUUCAAAGCAAAUGAGGGAGGGCCUGAGAUGCAGGGAAUUUUCAGGCCUGAAGGUUUUGAUAAAACCACCAAGUUCUCUAACAGUCAUUGUUACUGAACCACUUUUAUCUCGGUAUGAUCACUCAUAAUUCUAGAUUGAGAACAUGCCCCAUCUUUGGCUAGGCAUGACAUGUUACUCCUUUUUGUGUCAC
Messenger RNA from Pecten maximus, 4368 nucleotides. Its product is annotated as glutathione hydrolase 1 proenzyme-like. The coding region runs from base 101 to 2002 and encodes 633 amino acids. Gene Ontology annotation, cellular component: plasma membrane. The transcript has 16 exons. Lineage: Eukaryota; Metazoa; Mollusca; Bivalvia; Pectinida; Pectinidae. The record is from RefSeq and is a predicted model, not a curated record. Gene Ontology annotation, molecular function: glutathione gamma-glutamate hydrolase. Gene Ontology annotation, biological process: glutathione catabolic process.